GCGCUCAGCCUGGCCCCGGCCAUCCUUCGUCGCCCCAGUGCGCCCGGACCGACGCCCCGCCUGGUCGCCUUCCUUCCCCUGUAGGACCGGAGAGAGCAGCCCCAGGGGCAGGGCCAGGGCCUGCCCGCCCCGGGAAAGGAGCCGGUGUGAUCCUGACAAGCAGAGAUGGGGAAAAAACUGGAUCUUUCCAAGCUCACGGACGAAGAGGCCAAGCACGUCUGGGAAGUGGUUCAGCGGGACUUUGACCUGAGAAGGAAAGAAGAGGAACGACUGGAGGGGUUGAAGGGCAAGAUUAAGAAGGAAAGCUCCCAGCGGGAGCUGCUUGCGGACUCCGCGCACCUGAAUGAGACCCACUGUGCCCGCUGCCUGCAGCCCUACCGGCUUCUCAUGACCCCCAAAAGGCAAUGCCUGGACUGUCACCUCUUCACCUGCCAAGACUGCAGCCACGCCCACCCGGAGGAGCAGGGCUGGCUCUGCAACCCCUGCCACCUGGCCAGAGUUGUGAAGAUCGGCUCGGUAGAGUGGUACCACAAGCACCUGAGGGCCCGCUUCAAGCGGUUCGGGAGUGCCAAGGUGAUCCGGUCCCUGUGCGGACGGCUGCAGGGUGCAGGUUCGCCUGACAGCACGCGCAGCUCGCCUGACAACCACAGUGGGCCGGAGCCAAGUCCUGGCGAGGGAAGUGGAGACAGUGAACAGACAGAUGAGGAUGGAGAACUGGGCACAGUGGCCCAGGCCCAGCCCCUCGGCAGCACAAAAAAGCGCCUCUCCUUCCACGACUUGGACUUUGAGGCAGACUCUGACGACUCCACUUGGUCUGGAAGUCACCCCCCCCACUCGUCCCCAGUCUCAGUGGCCACAGACAGCCUGCAGGUCCCGUGUGCCCAGGCCCUCACGCAUGGUCCUCGUGCAGAGGACGCCUCCCAGGAGGCCGCCGUCCUGGAGGAGGCGGAUGUUGAUGCCGCUGGGUGCCGUGCGCAUCCAGAAGAGCAGAUGGACAGCCUCUCACCUGCCGGACGGGACGCCCUCGCCGAGCCCUGCCUCCCUGCGGGGUCCUGCAGCACAGCCGCAGCUGGGACGCACGCCAUCGGGAGGGAGCCCCUCCGCUCCCAGCAUCUGGCCGACGCGGACAUCUCCGUCUCCGAAGACGAGGGCACCGGGGCUCCGGGCACCACCUCUCAGCAUCCCCGACGGGGAGGCCACACUCCGGCUGAGAGCCAGUGUCUCGCCGGCCGCGAGCCCACCGACGCCGACAGAGAAGAGGAGACCCUCAGGAGGAAGCUGGAGGAGCUGACCUGCCGCGUCAGUGACCAGGACGCCUCGUCCGAGGAGGCGGGGAGCGAGGAGGAAGGGUCAGACCUGGCCAGGAGCCCCUCCUCGCAGGACCUCCCCGGGGCAGCCCCGGAGGUGUGCGCGGCUGCGGGCCAAACGCACGGACGGGACACGACCCCCUGGGGCCCUCAGGACCUCGUGCAGCCCGGCAGGACCACAGACGAGGAGCUGCUGCAGCUGGAGGACAGAGUGGCCCUGACGGCCUGUGAGGUCCAGCAGGUGGAGAGCGAGGUGUCCAACAUCAAGUCCAAGAUUGCGGCCUUGCAGGCUGCGGGGCUCACGGUGAAGCCCUCGGGGAAGCCCCGGAGGAAGUCCAACCUCCCGAUAUUUCUUCCCCGACUUGCUGGGAGUUACGACCAGAGGCCUAAGGAUCCGAAUGCAGAGCCUUCGGACGAGGUGACUGCGCCCUAUCUCCUCAGAAGGAAGUUCAGUAAUUCUCCGAAAAGCCAAGGUAGAGCCGCCGACUCUGCUCGGCCGUCGGCGUCAGCGUACCGCGGAUCCCUGACGCAGAGGAACCCCAACAGCAGGAAGGGGGUGGCCGCCCACAGCUUCGCAAAGCCUGUGAUGACCCAGCAGCCCUGA
This is a messenger RNA of Canis lupus familiaris (dog), 1911 nucleotides long. It is a transcript of the gene MLPH, whose product is annotated as melanophilin. Gene Ontology annotation, biological process: intracellular protein transport. Gene Ontology annotation, molecular function: actin binding; small GTPase binding; myosin binding. NCBI's taxonomy places the organism in Eukaryota, Metazoa, Chordata, Mammalia, Carnivora, Canidae. The record is from RefSeq and is marked provisional. Gene Ontology annotation, cellular component: cortical actin cytoskeleton.